Molecule: messenger RNA, 3636 nt
Organism: Callithrix jacchus (white-tufted-ear marmoset)
Lineage: Eukaryota; Metazoa; Chordata; Mammalia; Primates; Cebidae
Gene: FOXC1
Product: forkhead box C1
Biological process (GO): anatomical structure morphogenesis; regulation of transcription by RNA polymerase II; cell differentiation
Molecular function (GO): RNA polymerase II cis-regulatory region sequence-specific DNA binding; DNA-binding transcription factor activity, RNA polymerase II-specific
Source: RefSeq, a predicted model, not a curated record
CUGCUUUUCCCCGUUUGCGCCUGGAAGCUGCGCCGCAAGUUCCUGCAAGGCGGUCUGCCGCGGCCCGCCCCGGCCUUCUCCCCUCUCAGCGACCCCGCCUCGCGGCCGCGCGGGCCCAGAAGUAGCCCCAGCCGCCGGAGGAGCCAGCCCCAGCAAGCGCCGGGAGAGGCGGCAGCGCGGCCGGACGCACAGCGCAGCGGGCCGGCAGCAGUUUGGCCGGGCCCGGACUCGGAUUCGGCGGCCGGCGCGGCGCGGCCCGGCCCGAGCGAGGGUGGGGGGCGGCGGGCGGCGCGGGGCGGCGGCGGCGGCGGCGAGCCGGGGCCAUGCAGGCGCGCUACUCCGUGUCCAGCCCCAACUCCCUGGGAGUGGUGCCCUACCUCGGCGGCGAGCAGAGCUACUACCGCGCGGCGGCCGCGGCGGCCGGGGGCGGUUACACCGCCAUGCCGGCCCCCAUGAGCGUGUACUCGCACCCCGCGCACGCCGAGCAGUACCCGGGCGGCAUGGCCCGCGCCUACGGGCCCUACACCCCGCAGCCGCAGCCCAAGGACAUGGUGAAGCCGCCCUAUAGCUACAUCGCGCUCAUUACCAUGGCCAUCCAGAACGCCCCGGACAAGAAGAUCACCCUGAACGGCAUCUACCAGUUCAUCAUGGACCGCUUCCCUUUCUACCGGGACAACAAGCAGGGCUGGCAGAACAGCAUCCGCCACAACCUCUCGCUCAACGAGUGCUUCGUCAAGGUGCCGCGCGACGACAAGAAGCCGGGCAAGGGCAGCUACUGGACGCUGGACCCGGACUCCUACAACAUGUUCGAGAACGGCAGCUUCCUGCGGCGGCGGCGGCGCUUCAAGAAGAAGGACGCGGUGAAGGACAAGGAGGAGAAGGACCGGCUGCACCUCAAGGAGCCGCCCCCUCCCGGCCGCCAGCCCCAGCCCGCGCCGCCCGAACAGGCCGACGGCAACGCGCCCGGCCCGCAGCCGCCGCCUGUGCGCAUCCAGGACAUCAAAACCGAGAACGGUACGUGCCCCUCGCCGCCCCAGCCCCUGUCCCCGGCCGCCGCCCUGGGCAGCGGCAGCGCCGCCGCGGUGCCCAAGAUCGAGAGCCCCGACAGCAGCAGCAGCAGCCUGUCUAGCGGGAGCAGCCCCCCCGGCAGCCUGCCGUCGGCGCGGCCGCUCAGCCUGGACGGUGCGGAGUCCGCGCCGCCGCCGCCGCCCGCGCCCUCUGCGCCGCCGCCGCCGCACCACAGCCAGGGCUUCAGCGUGGACAACAUUAUGACGUCGCUGCGGGGGUCGCCGCAGGGCGCGGCCGCGGAGCUCGGCUCGGGCCUUCUGGCCUCGGCGGCCGCGUCUUCGCGCCCAGGGAUCGCACCCCCGCUGGCGCUCGGCGCCUACUCGCCCGGCCAGAGCUCCCUCUACAGCUCCCCCUGCAGCCAGAGCUCCAGUGCGGGCAGCUCGGGCGGCGGCGGCGCGGGGGGCACGGGGGGCGCGGGCGGCGCCGGGACCUACCACUGCAAUUUGCAGGCCAUGAGCCUCAGCUCGUCGUCCCUGAGUCACGGCGGCGGCGGCAGCGGAGGAGGAGGCCAGGAGGCCGGCCACCACCCUGCGGCCCACCAAGGCCGCCUCACUUCGUGGUACCUGAACCAGGCAGGUGGAGACCUGGGCCACUUGGCGAGUGCGGCGGCGGCGGCAGCCGCGGGCUACCCGGGCCAGCAGCAGAACUUCCACUCGGUGCGGGAGAUGUUCGAGUCGCAGAGGAUCGGCUUGAACAACUCUCCAGUGAACGGGAAUAGUAGCUGUCAGAUGGCCUUUCCUUCCAGCCAGUCUCUGUACCGCACGUCUGGAGCUUUCGUCUACGACUGUAGCAAGUUUUGACACCCCCUCAAAGCCGAACUGAAUCGAACCCUAAUGCAGGAAAAGCCAAAGGAACCCGUCAAGGCAAAAUCGAAACUAAAAAAAAAAAAAUCUGAUUAAGAAAAAACCCUGAGAAUAUUCACCACACCAGCAAACAGAAUAUCCCUCCAAAAACUCAGCUCACCAGCACCAGCACGAAGAAACCUGUUUUCUUAACAGAUUAAUUCAGAGCCACCUCCACUUUGCCUUAUCUAAAUAAACCGGUAAACUGUUUUGUACAAAGACAGCAAAAUCAUGGUUUUUUAAAGGACAGUGUUACUCCAGAUAACACGUAAGUUUCUUCUUGCUUUUCAGAGACCUGCUUUCCCGUCCUCCCCUCUCCCCUCUCUUGCCUUCGUCCUUGCCUCUCACCUGUAAGAUAUUAUUUUAUCCUAUGUUGAAGGGAGGGGGAAAGACCCCAUUUAUGAAAGUCGCUCUCUUUUUAUUCAUGGACUUGUUUUAAAAUGUAAAUUGCAACAUAGUAAUUUAUUUUUAAUUUGUAGUUGGAUGUCGUGGACCAAACGCCAGAAAGUUUCCAAAACCUGACGUUAAAUCGCCUGAAACUUUAAAUUGUGCUGUUUUCUCAUUAUAAAAAGGGAAACUGUAUUAAUCUUAUUCUAUCCUCUUUUCUUUCCUUUUGUGGAACAUAUUCAUUGUUUAUUAAUAAAUUACCAUUCAGUUUGAAUGAGACCUAUAUGUCUGGAUACUUUAAUAGAGCUUUAAUUAUUACAAAAAAAGAUUUCAGAGAUAAAACACCAGAAGUUACCUAUUCUCCACCUAAAUCUCUGAAAAAAAUGGAGAAGCCCUCUGAUUAGUUCAUGUCCAAUUUUACUGAAGUCUUUUUGUUUAGAUUUAUCUUCUUGCAGCAUCAUCUGCAAAAUGUACUAAUAGUCAGCUUGCUUUGAAGCUAGUAAAAAGAUAUUUUUCUAAACAGAUUGGAGUUGGCAUAUAAACAAAUAAGUUUUCUUACUAAUGACAGACCAUGAUUCGGAAAUUUUAAGCCCAUGAAUCAGCUGCAGCCUUACCACAGUGAUACCUGUGUGCUGAGUGAUGGGACGGUUCAGCCAGAUACGCACAGAUAAAUACUUGGCUUGUGUAUUCCAUAUAAAAUUGCAAUUCAUAUUAUACAUCCCUGUGAGCCAGAUGCUGAAUAGAUUUUUCCUACUAAUUUCAGUCUUUUACAAAAGGAAAAAUAAGACAGUUUUUAAGUGUAUGUAUAUAAUUCACCCCCAUUUACAGUCCUUCAUGUAUUACAUAGAAGGAUUGCCUUUUAAAAAAUAUAUUGCGGGUUGGAAAGGGAUAUUUAAUCUUUGGGAAACUUUUAGAAGAUAUGUUUGUAGAACAAUUAUUUUUUCAAAAGAUUUAAAGCAAUAGCAAGAAGGAAGGCGAGAGGAGCAGAACAUUUUGGUCUAGAAUGGUUUCUUUUUAAACCAAUUUUUCUUGUUAAUUUACAGUUAAACCUAGGGAACAAUCUGGGUUGGCCCUCCCCCUUUUGUAAAUAACCCAGGAAAUGUAAUAAAUUCAUUAUCUUUGGGUAAUCUGCCCUGCCAAUCAGACUUUGGGGAGAUGGCGAUUUGAUUACAGGCGUUCGGGGGCCUUGCAGUUUGUUUUGGAGAUAAUACAGUUUCCUGCUAUCUGCCGCUCCUAUCUAGAGGCAACACUUAAGCAGUAAUUGCUGUUGCUUGUUGUCAAAAUUUGAUCAUUGUUAAAGGAUUGCUGCAAAUAAAUACACUUUAAUUUCAGUCAAAAA